AUGUUACUACACUUAAAGCAGGAACAUCCGUGUAACAUUUAUGAGAUAAAAAAGAAAAAGCUGUCAAGAAAUUAUGAUGACUUGUUUAAAAUGUUACGUCAUUGCCGAACGGGAUUACGAGCAUGGAUAUCAUCAUCAUCAUCAUCAUCAUCAUCAUCAUCAUCAUCAUCAUCAUCAUCAUCAUCAUCAUCAUCAUCAUCAUCAUCAUCAUCAUCAUCAUCAUCAUCAUCAUCAUCAUCAUCAUCAUCAUCAUCAUCAUCAUCAUCAUCAUCAUCAUCAUCAUCAUCAUCAUCAUCAUCAUCAUCAUCAUCAUCAUCAUCAUCAUCAUCAUCAUCAUCAUCAUCAUCAUCAUCAUCAUCAUCAUCAUCAUCAUCAUCAUCAUCAUCAUCAUCAUCAUCAUCAUCAUCAUCAUCAUCAUCAUCAUCAUCAUCAUCAUCAUCAUCAUCAUCAUCAUCAUCAUCAUCAUCAUCAUCAUCAUCUCAUCAUCAUCAUCAUCAUCAUCAUCAUCAUCAUCAUCAUCAUCAUCAUCAUCAUCAUCAUCAUCAGGCAUAUACUCAAGGGACAAAUAAUAAUAACAAUAUUCAGAUUCAAGAAGUGAAGUGGAUAACUAAUGUUCAACGGUUGUAA
This is a messenger RNA of Heterobilharzia americana, 627 nucleotides long. The record is from the annotation of a GenBank genome assembly. NCBI's taxonomy places the organism in Eukaryota, Metazoa, Platyhelminthes, Trematoda, Strigeidida, Schistosomatidae.